GCCUCCACCCUGCGGAUGGAGCUGCUCGGCCGCUCCGGGAAGAGCCGGAAGCCCCCCAAGCUCCGGGCCCUGUCGCGCUCGCUGGUGCUCUGCCAUGCCAGGCCCAGGGACGAGGGCUCAAGUCCUGAGGAGAGGGGUGCGGGGCCCCCAGAGGCCUCCCCAGGCCGGGAGGGCCUCUUCCACUCCGCGGCCCAGCUGGCCGACACGUCGGAGGCCGGGCGGGGCCCGGGGCCGGGAGUGGCUCUGGCCGCGGAGAGCGACCGCGGCGGGAGCAGCAGGAACACGUGUGUCACGAAGGAAACUUCCGCAGCCUUCUCUGGAGGAUCGUCUGGAAGACUAGAGCUGCAGAGCGCCCCCUUCCUGCCCCCCAAGGCCGGCCAGCCCAGGACGCGCAGCAACUCCACCAGCGUCAGCCCCUGCAGCCCAGCAGACACGGAUUUCCCAACGAGCAGGGAGCGUGUGGCUCCUGCAGACCGGCACCCCUACACCCUGUGCAGCGCCAGAAAGUCCCUCUCUCAGCAGCUGGACAGUCCAGCAGGCAGAGCUGGGGGCGUCUCGAGACCCACACGGUCGCUGAGCUCGGCGCAGCUGGGGCAGCCGGCGGGGGGCCCCCAGGCCUCCAUCAUCUCCAGCGUCGUGCUAAUGAAGGGCCAGGCCAAGGGCCUGGGCUUCAGCAUCGUCGGGGGGAAGGACAGCAUCUACGGUCCCAUCGGCAUCUAUGUCAAGACCAUCUUCGCGGGGGGCGCUGCGGCGGCGGACGGCCGGCUGCAGGAAGGUGAUGAAAUUCUGGAACUCAACGGAGAGUCGAUGGCUGGACUGACCCAUCAGGACGCUCUGCAGAAAUUCAAGCAAGCCAAAAAGGGGCUCCUCACCCUGACCGUGCGCACCCGGCUGACGGCCCCGCCCUCGCUGGGCAGCUCCCUGUCACCCCCGCUGUGCCGCUCAGUGAGCUCGGGCACCUGUGCCCCCAAGGACAGCCCCCCGGCCCCUGCCAGCCCGGUGCCCGCCCGGCAGCCCCAGCCUAACCGCAGGGUCCUGGUGGAGAUCUCGCUGGAGAAAGAGGCCGGUGUGGGCCUGGGCAUAGGCCUGUGCAGCGUCCCCUACUUCCAGUGCAUCUCCGGCAUCUUCGUGCACACCCUCGCCCCGGGCUCCGUGGCACACCUGGACGGGCGGCUCCGGUGUGGUGACGAGAUCGUGGAGAUCAACGCGUCCCCCGUGCACUGCCUGACGCUCAACCAGGCCUACGGCGUGCUGAGCCACUGCGCCCCCGGGCCCGUCCCCAUCAUCGUCAGCCGGCACCCGGAUGCACAGGUCUCCGAGCAGCAGCUCCAGGAGGCCGUGGCCCAGGCCGUGGAGCAGGUGAGGCUGGGAAAGGACCGGCCCCCGCGGGGCCUGGAAGGUGUCAAAAGACUGGACAGCAGCUGGCAUGGGCGGCCGGCCCUGGUGACGGAGAGAGAGAAGAGCUGGGCGCCCCCUCACCGCAGGGCCCAGAGGGCCAUGGCCCGCUCCAGCAGCGACAGCAGCUACCUGUCAGGGUCCCCUGGGGGCAGCCCCUGCAGCGGCGGGGAGCAGCCGCCCUCGGACCUGGACGUCCAUGUGCUAGGCACUAGCCUGCCCCUAGGGCAGGAGCGCGGGCAGCAGCCCCCUACGAUGCCCAGGGGGUCGUCCAGGCUGCCCCCCGACAGCCCGCCUCCCCCCGCCAGCCAGGACGGCCCGCCCCCGCUGAGGCUAAAGAAGUCCUUUGAGAUUCUGGUGAGAAAACCCACGUCCUCCAAGCCCAAGCCUCCACCCCGGAAGUACUUCAAGUGCGACAGCGACCCUCAGAAGGGCCCGGAAGAGACAGACACUCCCCCGGGCCCUCUGGGCGCUCCCAGGAAGCCAGCGAGCCUUCACCGCCCUUGUGGGAGGCACAGAAGCUGCUGGAAGGAGUGUGGGUUCCAGCCAGGAGCAGAGGGCCACAGCCCCCAGAGGUGCCGGGCAACACUUCCGGAGCUGGCGCUGAGCCCCACACAGGCGUCCCCAGCCCGGCCCCUCCUCCGGCGGCAGGCUCGCACGGACCACAGCCUUGACGCCGGCCCCGAAGACCCUUGGGCUCGGAUUUCCGACUGCAUCAAGCACCUGUUCAGCCCCUUCAUGGGGGAGAGCCAGGGCCACACACCGCUGCAGCCCAGUGCCAGCCUGGGAGAAGAGUCUGGGACACAGGCCCUCCGGGAUGGGACUCCGCUGACGCCGGACGCCCUGGGGGGGGCCCCCAACAUCACCAAGUCGACCGAGGGUAGCACGGUGAAGAAGGGCCCCCCCGUGGCACCCAAGCCAGCCUGGUUUCGCCAAAGCUUGAAAGGCUUGAGGAGUAGGGCCACCGAACCCUGGCGGCUCCCCGCCCCGGGCUCCCCAGGCCUGCCAGCCCCCUCCACCAGGGAGCCCCCAGGGCCAACCUCCCGGGCUGCCACCUCCAUCAGGCAGAGGAUCAGCUCCUUCGAAACCUUCGGUGCCUCGCAGCUGCCCGACAGGUGCGCCCAGAGACUCAGCCUCCAGCCCUCCGGCUCCGCAGGGGCAGCGGCCAAGCCCCCCGCACGGGCUCCUGUCCUCUCGAUGCGAGGGGUGCCCCCCGAUGCUGAGCCGCAGCAGCCAGCACAGGAGCUGCAGCCCCCAGGCCCCCCCGCAGACUCGGAGACCAGUGCCCCCCGGGGGACAGGGUCCCCGUCCUUGGGGGUGCAGCUCGGUCAGAAAGCCCUUGCCCCCGACCAGGAGCCCCCCUUGAGGCUGCUCUGUACACAACUGGGGGUGGGCGCGGGGGUCAAGCCACCUGGCCAGCGGGCACGGAGCUUCCCCCUGAGCCGCCCCCAGGCCGCCGAGGCGAAGCCGGAAGAGGAGGGCGGCGGCCUCUACUCCAUCAGCAGCCAGGUGUCCUCGGCCGUCAUGCGCUCCCUGCUGUGCCUCCCCUCCGCCCUCGCGGGGGCCCUCGGCCCACACAGCCCCCCACGUGGGGCCUCUUCGGCCAGCGAAGACCCAGCAGCCCCCCGCGCAGCCUAUUCCCCUUCCCCGGACACAGGCUUCUCGCUCAACCUCUCGGAGCUGCGGGAGUACACGGAGGGCCUCAAGGAGCCCGCAGCGGCCGAGGACCGGGACCCCUGCUCCCCGCUGCCCGGCCAGUCUGUCCUCUCCCUGCUGAGUGCCGAGGAGCUCAAGGAGCUGGUCGAGGAGGUGAAGGGCCUGGAUGAAGCCGCGCUGAAGCAGCUCGACAGCAUCCACGUCACCGUCUUACACAAGGAAGAGGGGGCUGGCCUGGGCUUCAGCUUGGCGGGCGGUGCAGACCUGGAGAGCAAGGUGGUCACGGUCCACAGGGUGUUCCCGAGCGGGCUGGCCUCCCAGGAAGGGACCAUCCAGAAGGGCAGCGAGGUCCUCUCCAUCAACGGCAAGUCCCUGAAGGGGGCCUCGCACAGCGAUGCGCUGGCCACCCUUCGGCAGGCACGGGAGCCCAGGCAGGCUGUGGUGGUCACCCGCAGGCCCUCCGAGGCCGCGCCCGACCCCGCCGCCUCCGCCCCUGCUGCAGCCUCUGCCCCUGCGGCCAGUGACAGUGCCCCAGGACCUGCAGAGGCCGCCAUCCACACGGUGACCCUGGAGAAGACAGCGGCUGGCCUGGGCUUCAGCCUGGAAGGGGGCAGGGGCUCCCUUCAGGGAGACAGGCCUCUCACCAUCCACAGGAUUUUCAAAGGGGCGUCUUCAGAGCAGACGGCGCAGGUCCAGCCCGGGGACCAGAUCCUGCAGCUGGCGGGCACGGCCGUGGGGGGCCUGACGAGGCUGGAGGCCUGGAACAUCAUCAAGUCCCUGCCCGACGGGCCGGUGCAGGUGGUCAUCAGGAGGAGCCUCCCGGCCCCGGGGGCCCCAGCGGCCAGCGCGCCCUAGGCCCAGCUGGACAGAGGGACAGAUACGGAAGCCUGCAGCUCUGCGCGCUGCUGGGCCACAAGGGCUGUGGCUGCCUGGCGGGAGGGCCAGGAGUGCCCCCGGUGAGGGGUGUCUAGAGAGGGGGCACUGUGGGCCGAUGCCGGGGGGCUCACAGGUGGCUCCAGUGCAGUGAAUAAACGGA
Molecule: messenger RNA, 4087 nt
Organism: Talpa occidentalis (Iberian mole)
Lineage: Eukaryota; Metazoa; Chordata; Mammalia; Eulipotyphla; Talpidae
Gene: IL16
Product: interleukin 16
Exons: 19
Coding region: 16-3906 (1296 amino acids)
Biological process (GO): leukocyte chemotaxis; induction of positive chemotaxis
Molecular function (GO): CD4 receptor binding; cytokine activity
Source: RefSeq, a predicted model, not a curated record